UGAUUUUCCAGACCAGCCAAAGCGCCAUUCUCCCACCCGGCGGCAACAAACUGCAUGCGUGCUUGUCGAUAGAAGAUGGGGGACGAGAAUGUGUUUUCACAUUGCUACCUAGGUAGGAAAGCAAGCCUCUACCAUUAUUGGAUCAACAUCCUGUUUGUUUGCAAUACCUACGUGGGACUUCACUGCCGUCCGCUGUGGUUCAUUCACCCACCUACCUCUCUACCCUAUCCACUCAGUCAGAGAUCGUUGACAAUGGCUUGGCCAGACGCCAACGUCGCUAAUGCGAUGGUCGAAGAGGCGAUCAGCAACGGUGGCUGGAACGCCGUGCUGAGCAGCGUCUUCCCCUGCCCUACAUGGCUCGUGGUGCCGGAGCAGCAAAUGGCGCCGCGGCGCUUCGAUCUUGCUCUGGUAAGGGUCGCCGACAUCAAACUCAUUCUCGCAUUCGAAGGCAAGGGCAACAACUUCAACUGGGACAAUCUUGCCAGCGAGGUCCAACAAUGCUGUAUCGCGACUCGGCCCCAGGGUUAUCAAGGACGCAAUUAUGGGAUGGGCGGUCGAGGACCUGAAUGCCUCUUCCUUGAGUACAAUGGCACUCAAGCGUCCUACCUGUACGUCGACAAUACGGCCACGGUUAGGACAUCUCAGUAUCGCCGCACAUACCACAUCACGACAAAUCGACAUGAGAUUACUCAGAUCCUCCAGUUCAUCGCGGAUAAAUUUUAGUCAUGUAUCAAAGCCAUCAUCGAGUCUUCUUCUCUAGCAAAUCUACAAUUGAGGUUAUUAUCUCGA
Podospora bellae-mahoneyi is the source of this 789-nucleotide messenger RNA. RefSeq lists its product as uncharacterized. NCBI's taxonomy places the organism in Eukaryota, Fungi, Ascomycota, Sordariomycetes, Sordariales, Podosporaceae. The transcript is spliced from 2 exons. The coding region runs from base 76 to 723 and encodes 215 amino acids. The record is from RefSeq and is a predicted model, not a curated record.